AUGGCUUCUCUCAUCCGCAUCGGUGUUGUCUUCUCAUUCCUCAUCGUCACCAUUCAAGCAGAACAGAUGCUCGCAUUUGCCCCCGUGACGGCCCUCGCUCGUUGGGAGGGCUUCAAUAGACGACAACUCUAUGGAGACUGCCCUGCCGCCUCCCAGACCUUAUGUCCCGAUCAUCUUGGUUGUUGCCCGAGGGGCGCCGCGUGCACAUAUUCUCGUGACAUCCCAGUUUGCGAUGAAUCAUGCAAUGGAGGGCCUUCCUGCCCCCGAGGCGGCUGUUGUCAACUUGGUUACGUUUGUGGGAUUACGAAUAACUUCUGUACACCUGCCCCGACCCCCCAUCCCAAACAAACGGAUCACAAGCAGGUUGAGGCACCUGCUACUAUUACUGGCUCUGCGUCCGUAGUUGAUCCUGGGGAACUACCGGUAAAACACAUCCCUAGUACUAUUCCAACAGAUGGCGCGGUAGAUUCUGUUCCAGCUACUCUCACGACAACUGCAUCAACCACAACUACGCCGCUACAGGCUGCACACGAACCACUUCAUUACCCCGAAUCGACUACUUCAAAGGCUAGCACGCCAAUCGUUGGAAUAUAUUCUUCUCAUCGUGUGGUUCCUGCUACCGCAACGGCUAGUACGGCCACUGCACGCGAUGGGUCAAACUUCGUCAGCAAAGCCAGCGGCUCGGAAACAAAAUCAUCCAGUCCAUCUACACAGGCAACCAGUUCCGGCGCGGGUUUCUUGUUAGUCAGUGGGACAAACGGCUUUUUGGUGGGGAUGAUAUUGGGAUGGCUUGUGUCUUACUGUGUCUUAAUAUAA
Messenger RNA from Talaromyces marneffei, 816 nucleotides. RefSeq lists its product as uncharacterized. Lineage: Eukaryota; Fungi; Ascomycota; Eurotiomycetes; Eurotiales; Trichocomaceae. The transcript has a single exon. Gene Ontology annotation, molecular function: metal ion binding. The record is from RefSeq and is a predicted model, not a curated record. Bases 1 to 816 code for a protein of 271 amino acids.